Molecule: messenger RNA, 3950 nt
Organism: Sinocyclocheilus grahami
Lineage: Eukaryota; Metazoa; Chordata; Actinopteri; Cypriniformes; Cyprinidae
Product: guanine nucleotide exchange factor VAV2-like
Exons: 26
Coding region: 1-2130 (709 amino acids)
Biological process (GO): cell migration; regulation of GTPase activity; intracellular signal transduction
Cellular component (GO): cytoplasm
Molecular function (GO): protein binding; guanyl-nucleotide exchange factor activity
Source: RefSeq, a predicted model, not a curated record
AUGGGCAUGACAGAAGAUGAUAAGAGGAACUGCUGCUUGGUGGAGAUUCAGGAGACAGAGGCAAAGUACUACAAGACACUGGAGGACAUUGAGAAGAGGCAGAAAUCUGUGCCACACGUGGGGCCAUCAUCUAGACGAGAUGACUUUGAGCUGCUUCCAAGACUGCUGAUCUACGGCCAGUACUGCAGCCAUAUGGAGAACGCUCAGAAGACACUGGAUGAGCUGAUUGCCACACGAGAAGAUGUCAAGUGUAAAGUGGAGGAGUGUACCAUGAAAGUCCAGGAUGGGAAGUUCAAACUGCAGGAUCUCCUGGUGGUCCCUAUGCAGAGGGUCCUCAAAUACCACCUUUUGCUUAAGGAGUUGGUAAGUCACUCUAUGGACCGCCCGGAGAGGCAGCAGCUUAAAGAGGCACUAGAAGCCAUGCAGGACCUGGCAAUGUACAUCAACGAGGUGAAAAGAGACAAUGAAACCCUAAAGAAAAUAAGUGAAUUUCAGAGCUCAAUAGAAAAUCUACAGGUGAAGUUAGAGGAAUACGGUAGGCCAAAGAUAGAUGGAGAGCUUAAAGUGUGCUCUAUAGUUAACCGGACCAAACAAGACAGAUACAUCUUCCUAUUUGAUAAAGUUGUGAUUGUUUGCAAGAGGAAAGGUUAUAACUAUGAGUUAAAAGAGAUCAUCGAACUUCACUUCUACAAGAUGUCUGAUGACCCUAUGAAUAACCGUGACAUGAAAAAGUCGAGUGGAAAAAUGUGGUCCUAUGGCUUCUACCUGAUCCAUCUGCAGGGUAAACAGGGCUUCCAGUUUUUCUGCAAGACAGAGGACACCAAGCGCAAGUGGAUGGAGCAGUUUGAGAUGGCCAUGUCAAACAUCAAACCCGAAAGAGCCACUGCCAACCAGCACAACUUCCAAAUGCACACUUUUGAAAAAAACACCAACUGCAGAGCCUGUAAAAUGCUGCUGAGGGGUAUUUUCUACCAGGGAUACUACUGUCCACUCUGUGGGACUGGUGCCCAUAAGGAGUGUCUAGAGGUCAUUACCAUCUGCAAAAUAAGUCCUCAUGAUUCGGAGCUGGGGCUUCCACAAUCAGGUCCAAAGAUGGUGGCCAUCAGAAAUUACCAUGGUAGCCCUGCCCCGCAAGGCAAAAUGCCUCUCUGCUUUCAGACAGGAGAUAUCAUUGAGCUCCUGAAGGGAGAUCCAGAUACAUCAUGGUGGGAGGGCAAUCUCAUCCAAACCCAAAAGACUGGCUACUUCCCCAGUUCCAGUGUGAAACCAUGUAUAGACCCUAAGCCCUUCCAGUCAUUCUCCAGCCGUCAGUCCUCCAGAGAGACAGAUUACUAUGUUUAUCCCUGGUACUUCAUUCUAUACUACAAGAUUUGGUUUCUUUGUAAUACACUCCAAACCCAAAAGACUGGCUACUUCCCCAGUUCCAGUGUGAAACCAUGUAUAGACCCUAAGCCCUUCCAGUCAUUCUCCAGCCGUCAGUCCUCCAGAGAGACAGAUUACUAUGUUUAUCCCUGGUUUGCAGGAAACAUGGAAAGACAGCAGGCCGACAACCUGCUUAAGUCUCACAGCAGCGGCACCUAUCUGAUCCGAGAGAGAACGGCAGAGGCAGAGAGAUUCGCAAUCAGCAUCAAGUUUAAUGAUGAAGUGAAGCAUAUUAAAGUUAUUGAGAAAGACAGCUGGAUUCACAUCACAGAGGCAAAGAAGUUUGAAAGCCUCCUGGAGCUUGUGGAGUAUUAUCAGAGUCAUUCACUGAAAGAGAGCUUUAAGCUGUUGGACACAACAUUACGAUACCCUUACAAAUCCAGGGAACGCUCGAGUUCUCGCUCCAAUACCCGCUCACCAGCCACCUGUGCUUCCUACAACUUCUCCUUCCUCAGUCCUCAGGGCCUCAACUUCUCCUCUCAAAGCUCUGCUCCCUUCUGGUCAGUAUUCACACCCAGGGUAGUCAGCACAGCUGUGGCGCGAUACAACUUUGCUGCUCGAGACAUGAGAGAGCUGUCCCUGCGAGAAGGGGAUAUCGUCAAGAUCUACAGCAAGAUUGGUGGAGACCAAGGCUGGUGGAAAGGAGAGGCCAACGGCAGGAUUGGAUGGUUUCCCUCGACGUACGUCGAUGAGGAGGGGGUGCAGUGAUACUCUGGGGUCACAGAUCAUCCAAUAAAAUCCACAGCCCUCUGAGAGGACUCUUUGGUUUCCAUGGCAACAUCUCAUGGAAGACUUUUCGCUGGAAACAUAUUUUACAAUGAAUAUUUGUACUUCUGUCUCCUUUCGUAUGCUCCCCCCCCCAACUUUCUCGGAAUGUCUGUGUGAUCUCUUUGACGAAAACUGCUCUGAGUCUGUUCGUUCUCAGCGGAGGAAACAGAACCGAGCAGAACUUUGCCUUGAAGUGGCCAAAGGACAAGCAUGGCUUUAAGUUUAUACAGUAAUACCUGUAAGUUGCGCUGCAGGCCAGAGGGGUAUAAUGGGGGGUGGGGAUGUAUAAAAUUAUAUAUAAAUAUAAUUUAUUAAAGAGAUAUAUCUAUGAUUAAAAUGCAGUGUUGAACAUUUGUUCAACAGCAGCACAAAGAAUAUAUGUGAGCAGAAAAGAUGCACUUUGCAUUUCUUUACAGAGAGAAUUUGCCUUUAGUAAAUGGUAAUGCCUUUAGAGGUGGAGGUAAAGAAAUGGAUUCAGACUCAUCUUGCACAUACACAUUCGUACAUCUGCCCUGUCCAGAAAUACGGUGCCUUUUCGUACAUGCUCUUCACUCCCAACAGAGUCUAGUUUAUAUAGCUGCAGCGUUAACUCCGUUCUCUAGCGGUGCACUCUCAUGGGCCUAUCCGCCAAUUCAGCCGGAUGCUGCUCAACCAGAAGACCAUAAAAGAGACUGAACAUUUCUUGAACUGGAAUGAGCAGGUGACCAGAUCUGCUUGUCAUCUCACUGGAAUGAAGGGGCAGCUAACCAAAAGCAUUCGGUCAUGGCUGGAAGUGCUUUAGCUUACUUGGACAAUGAAGGAUACGAGCACCAUCAUAUCUUCCUCUUGCUUCAAGAGGAUGUAAAAGUGCAAUGGAGUUUCAGGAAGAGGUUCAGUGAAUGCUGUUUCUGUGAUGAGCAUUUAUUUCCAUGUUCUCAGUGGUCCAAAUUUGGACUGAAAAGGGAAAACCGAAUGCUGUUCUGUGCACUGAUUUUCAUGAAUACCCAGAGGUUUUUGUGAGAUUUUUCUUUUCUUGUCUUCUACAAGCACAUACAUUUUGCCAUUCCACGUUUCUCGUAUACAGCCUGCCACAUUACAGUAUCUUGCCUUACUGGUGGACACAACUGGUGCUACAGUGCUACAUAUCCCUGAGUUAGGGCAGAAUUUUCUUUUUUGCUGUUGUGGAUGAGGAGACCCACUGCUGAAGAACCUCAGCCAUCAAGUGCACUUUAUAUGUCCAGAGACCUUGUAACACAGGACACCACACUCCAGACAUGGACAUCAAAUUUUUUUUAUAUAUUUUUUUUAUGUCCUUAUUUUUACCUCUGGAAGAAAAGAAAAAAAGUAAAAUCCUUCACACAGUGGUCCCUCAAAGUCUGAUAUUGAAAAAUUCCUGUAAACUCCGUAAGUGCAUGGAUGUGUCCCUCAUACAGUCCUUGGAGAAAAACCUUUUGCUGUUGUCGGCCAUCAGAAAUUGAACCCAUAAAUCGAGGUGGGAGAGUGCUAGACUGCAAUAAAGCAUCGGACGUGUUUUUAGCCAUGCUCCAGGCUUGAGUACAGCUGUCUGUAGUGAUGGAAGAGUGCAGCUCAGGUCAAGGUAGCGCUGGCUUAGGGGCUUAGUACCUGUUUGUGUAGUGGACAAAAAACCCCAUUGCAUGUGGUCAUAUAUAUAUAUAUUACAACUGCUGUCCGUGAAUCCUGAAAAAAAAAUCUUAAAAAAAAAAAGAAAUUGUGUACAAUUUUUGAAUAGACAGUUAUUUGAAAACUGAGGUCUAUCAUGA